Molecule: messenger RNA, 5654 nt
Organism: Zootermopsis nevadensis
Lineage: Eukaryota; Metazoa; Arthropoda; Insecta; Blattodea; Termopsidae
Cellular component (GO): membrane
Source: RefSeq, a predicted model, not a curated record
CGAAUGUGUCACGUUUUACACAUAUUAUGCAGUGCGAUUUUUUACGUAUGCAUCGAAAGAAAUAUCUCUUCGUUUUAAAAAUUCUGAAAACUAAUAGAAUUCAGCAGUGAUUCAGCUAAAUAAUAUUCACAAUAUUACAAUUCGAAACAUAUACCAAAUGUGUAGAAAACAAGUAUAUUUGUGCUGAACAUACUUUUGUCCAGUUAUUCAGAUAUCUUAUAAAUUACCUGUAAAAUAUAAACUAACUGCAUUAAGAGACAUCACGAUGUCUUCCAGGAAACAUCGAGCUGUAAAAAACAUGAUAGCAUUGUUCCUAGCCACAGUAUUUGUAGCACAAAGCUGUGCUCAACAGUUCUUCCCAAUUUACUUGAAGUACCUGAACUUCUCAGCCAUUGAAGUGGGUGUUAUUCGUGCAAGUCAAACUUGGAUAUCCAUGCUAUUAGUACCUGCAUGGUUGUUCAUAGCAAAGCAGCUUCAGUCUGAAAAGUGGAAGAGAUCUGUCAUAUCUGUGAUUCUUAUUGUCAACAUUGCAUUACAUCUUUGCUUAACAUUCAUUCCCUUAUCCAACAUAUUGAAAGAUGUAACUCACUGUCACAGACAUUCAUCAAGUCCUUUAAUGGAAGAACUAGUCACACCUCAUCAUGACAAGCAAUGGGACCAUUUUAAACCAAUACUGCAAGUACCUUCUCAUUCUGUCAAUAUCACAACAAAGAAAUCAACACUUACAAAAGAAGUAACAACAGAAAAUUUAAGUUUACCUCCUACAGAUGGACAUACACCAAGAGCAACAUACCAUGACACUGCAAAACAAGUCAUUGAUAACUCAAAUACUACAACUAACAGUCAUUCCAUAGUGUUGCCAAUCUCUUCAACAAAACAAAAUAAUGUUUUUCUAGACAUCUCAACAGAAAUGCCUAAAAAUAUGACUUUCUUCUCUAAUGUAAAAGUUAUUUCAUCCUCCACAACUGAACCAGCAUUGUUAUCAGUGAUUAUUAGUAAUGUGAGUUUAGUGACUGCAGUUAAGAAUAAGUUGUCAGUCUUGAUUAAUAACCAGUCAAGGCCAGAAAAUAACAAAAACACUUUCACAUCAACAGGGAAUGAAAGAGAACUUAUUCAGAAUCCCAUAUUUAAAGAAAUCAAUUAUUCCAAUGCACACAAGCCAACUGUUAUGAACAUUCCAGUUCAUGGAGAAUCUAAUGAUAUGGUGAACUUUGAAAAUUAUUCUCAAACACUGAUACCCCAGUAUGAAACAGGACAAACCGAUAACAAUAUUAAAGCAAUGUUCACUCUCUUAAACAGAACCCUAUCAAAAGUAUAUUCUAACCACAAUAAAAAACAGUUACAUAAAAAAUUACAUUAUGAGACAGAUAAUAGUAAUGAGGAACAGGAUGACAGCACUGGGCACGUACCCAGUUCAGAGUCGGAGAAUGCAACUGGUCUAAUCAGCACCAAUUAUAAAAUAUGGCAGAAGAAGAGCCAUAAAUCAUGGUCUGAACCACAAAAUGCACAUUUAAAGCAGAAAAUAAAAUACUUUUCACAAGAAUCAGAGGACAGAUAUGUUCCUGUUAUCUCAGAAAGGGGUAAUACUGAUGACACAAUGUUUCAUAAAACAUUGCUUCCAAAGCAUCCAGUCAUUCCUUCAAUUCAGCAUAAAUAUGUAAACAGGUAUUAUGUUCAUGGCAAGGAUUUCAGAAAUAUCUCACAAACAAUACCAGAUUAUUCAAGAACAGUAAAUCUUGAAGAUAUUUCUAACGAUGAACAUCCAACAAACAGGUUGCAAUCAGACAUUGUAAUAAGAAUGAAAGGCUCAACAGAAAGUCCCCCAGAUUCUGAGAAUCAAAUAAAGCCAGCUGGUGUGAGACUCUGGGGAGAUUAUAAAAAUGUUCAACUUCUCAGGCAGUACAAAAGUGGAAUAAAAAUGGAACAAGCAGGGAAAAAGGAAAAUUCCUUGCCCAUAAGAAGAGAGGAGGUGAAAGAGCUGUCAGCAAUAAGAAAUGUGCAGAAAAAUAUGAAGCAAGAGAAAGAGUUUCUUCUUCAUGACAGACAACUGGGGAGAAAACGUGUUUCAAAGUCUGUUACAUCUGAGUCACAAGAGGCACAGCAAUCAAGUACAAAUACACUCAAGAAGUUCACCAGAAAACAUUCAGCACACCACACAAUGAAGCACUGUGAUAAGAGGAGUACAAAAUACAAAAGACAUGAAACUUCACAGUUUUCACCAUACGCUAAGGCACCAAAUUAUAGAGGAACAAAUAAGCCCAUUCCUAAACUAGGAACUAUAAGGAGACCCAUGGUUACAGAUUCUUCAAAACCUAAGUAUUAUGAUAAUAACACAGACCUUGGGGUGGAUAAAGUGAUCAUGCAAUGGUCAAACAAAAGCAUUUCUAUGCAGCUGUGGAACAUCACAACAAACAAACUAUAUGACACAACAUUUAGCACCAUUCUGCUCAUAUCUGUCUUAGCUGGGGUGUUUUCCAAGGCUGUUACAGCAACCAGCAGUCAGUUUUUUCAGCGUGAGGACACUGUGAAAGUUUCGGAACAAAAGCCAAUAACAUCACAAAAUUGUCAUCAGCAAGUCCGUAUCCUUCUGAGCUGGGGACUGUUUGGAUGUCCUCUCUUGGCAGCUUUGGUUCUCGCUACAGAAUGUUCGUUCCAGCCAAGAGUGUUUCUCUUGUUCUCUGCUAGUCUUUUUAUGCUGACUUUGUUGGUGACAUUAUUUCUGCUCCAACUGCCAGGAAAAAACUGGGACUGGAAACAAAGUUAUGAAAACGAGGGAAAGCAAAGUCACUCCUUAUCACUGCAGAGGUUUGGCUAUUAUAUUUCAAUAUUUUUCACUGGCUUUGUCAUGGCUUGCAACUCGGAGUUCAUUCUGUGGCACAUCGAAACUCUGCAUGGUUUCCCAUAUAAUUACCAACUACUCUACUGUAGUUAUGUUGCCUUUGGGACAUUAGUUCAAGCCCUAGUGAGAUCAUGGCUGCAGCAGAGACAACUACAUGUUCUGGUAAAUGUUCAGGACAGUACAAAUCUUGGAAACCAUAAUGCUGGCAGUGCAGCUGUGGAUGGACUCUGGAGUAUUGGCACUAUUCUGCUUGGUCUUCACUUCUUGGCUGCCUCUUUGCUGCAUCCAGCAUGGACUUUAGUUUCCCUAGGGAUUCUACAGGGUUGCAGUGCUGCACUUUUAUUCACUACAACUACUUCUGGUUGGUGGGCAGUGGGCUAUGGUCUAGGAAGUCUGGUUGGAGGAUUUGUGGUUCAAGCUCAUGGUGCAGACUGGUUGUUCUGGAUGAUGGCAUGCAGCAUAUUUGUCUGGAGUACUAUGGUCACGCUGUGUAGAGGGAUGAUGAAAUGUAUCAGGGGCUAUGAGAGACAGCAAGCAUCGUACAGUCAACUGCUGCUGCCAGAAGAAGGUGACUCUGAUGAUGAGGAAGUGACAGUGUAUGAAAGUGAGGACUGGCUGGAAAAGGCCCUACUAAAGGAGGAGCAACAGGAAACUCAGAGACGGAGGAUUAUGUCCUGUCCGACCUAGCAGCACUCCAAGUAAAUCAUCUAAAUUGUAUCAUAAGCACUGUCUCAUCAAUGGCAGAAUCUUGUGACCAUGAUGGUGCCUAAAAACCAUCACUUUUAAUGUUAAGUACUUUCAAGACCGUUAUGAGAAUUAAUAUGGUGUGUACGAGUAUGUCUGCCUAGUAGUCUGUAUCUCAUAUCAAUCCUGGAGUCUAUAUAUUGUUUUAUACGCUGCAGUGUAUGCUUUUACACCACAAAAAAUAUUAAUUUGUGUACCUUAAGUUUACAACUGUAAACAAUUCACAUCAUAAUCAUAAAAUUACAGAUCUCCAUCUUCAGAUUUACAGCCUAAAGCUGAAACCAAGAAUUGCAAUACCCAAGAUGAAUAUUCCCAUAGUUCUGUCAAGUCUCUGCAAAGAAGUGGUGGUGUAUGUAUUAACAAUAUCUCUUCAGUGGGUGAGUGAGAAGAUGACUAUCUUCUUGAAUGUCACACCACAUAAUUUGUUAGAUGUUGCCUCCAUCAUACCUGAUGAUGGAAGCAGUAGGCUCCUCUGAAACAUCAGUCAAUAUCUACCAAACUACACAGUGCAACGUACCAGAAGACAGCCAUAAUAAGAUCUUUACUACUUCCUUUCCACUCUAAACUGGUCACCCUACAGUCUAUAAAUACUUCCAAAACCUUCAUGAACAUGUUUACAGUUUCAAAAAUAAAUACAUCAAAACCAGCUCAUUGCCAGAUGUCUUCUACCAAACAGCAGAGUCUUAAAUUAUUGAAACAAUGAACCAAUGAAUUUAAAUUAAAACUUUUGUUUUAAGUGACUCAGAAAAAAGGAAUGAAUAAGGUGUAUAUCUCCUCAGGAUCAAAAGUUGGUCAGUUAAAUUGUCAGCAUUCUUAUACACGUUUAGCUUACUCCACACACACUCUCUCAAGUCACUAAUUCACAAAUCAAAUCAUUACCUUAACUAAACAAACUGAAUUUAUUUUAUCUCUACAGAAAGACUGUAUGAUCUAAAACCAAUCAUUUUAAUAACAUAGACACUGACCAAGCAUAUCAUCCCUUGUGAACCAGAUCUGUGAACAUUGCAGACAACCCUUACACCAAUGGUUACCAUGCCUGAAAUAAAUUAUUUCUACAUUAUAUCUGAGAAGUGACAGCCAACCAACUUGGUAGACUUCUGUUCUAUAGAUGUUUGAUUGUUAUGGUUACACUGUUCUCUUGCAGUUAUUCAGUGGCAUAAUGCUGCUGCUACUGCACGUUUUACUGAAACCCCAAAGCUCUGUAAUUAGUCUGACAUAAAAUAAUGCUAUGGCUACCAAAGAUUCUUUUUUAGUGUUUAUUGUGUCCCCUUGUAAGUUCAGAAUAGUUGUAUUAUCCAUCAUACAGCUUUAGAAUGAUUUUACAGGCUAAAAAUAACACACACAUACUGCAGUUCUACACUGCUGUUAUGAUAGUUUAAAGCAAGUAUUGUAAUUGCCAUACAAUAAAAGAGUUUUGUCUCUGCCUUGCAUCUAUUAUUUGUACACAGGUCAAUGAGAAAUUAAUCAAUUUUGAGAAAUUAUUAAUAUGGUAGCAAACUGUUUUGCUUCAAAUCUUAUGGCAUAACCCAUUUUAUCAUUUCUUCCUUCAGUCCUCUAUUGCAGCCCUCGAUGCAGAAUCUCCAAUGAAAGUAUGAACUUGCAUUUUUCAUAACUGGCUAUGAUGUAAGGCUGACAAUAGAUCUCUUAAAGUACAUUUGUGCCUUUACUUAUAUGACAAAAGCCAUACAUAUUAUGUUACAUAGACUUUGUAAAUGCUCCAAAAUAUUCAAUGAAACAUUACUUUAAUAGUGUUUGCCAACUGCUAACGUGUAUAUAUCUUUUUUAUAAACAUUAAUUUUUAACUUUGUAUACACCAGUGUAUAAUUUUAAGCAUUGUAAUGAAUAGAAUUAAAUUUUCUGUAAAAAAAUAUGUUUAAGAGUUUGGAGUAGUUAUUAUAUAGACAUUUCUGUGUAUUCAAUUUUAAAGUAACAUUUUAUUCAAUAAAUCUAACAUGAAAAAUGGAAAGAUCAAAUAUACUGGCUAUGCCUUCAAAUUCAAGGGAAAUAAAUCUCAGCAGUUUACAAUGUAGUUGAGCAACAGGUGGUGAUGGCAUGAAUUACUUUGUCCUUA